Molecule: messenger RNA, 411 nt
Organism: Leishmania mexicana MHOM/GT/2001/U1103
Lineage: Eukaryota; Euglenozoa; Kinetoplastea; Trypanosomatida; Trypanosomatidae
Exons: 1
Source: RefSeq, a predicted model, not a curated record
CGCGUUCUCCCGCUUUCUCACACCCACCUGCCCGCAAGCCACAGGUGCAGAAGCAGCGUGGGUUCUCUGUCACUUCCUCACUCUUCUCCUCCUCCCUCCGCCAUUAUCGCCGAUCAUCAUGCAGGCCGAGUACAAGUUCAACGCCAAGGACCCCAUGCGCGGCCCCGCCGCCGAACACCCACCGAACGCGCGCUCGACUACUACGAGCGCACCGACGAUGACAAGCUGAUGGCGCACGCGAGUCAGCUCCACCACCUCUCUAAGCCACGUUACCGCAGCUGCUUGACGGAGUUUACCAUCGUUGAGACACCUGAAGUGUCGUGCUUGGUCGACAGCGUUGACCCGUCGCCGGGCCUGUUGCGUUGCUCAGGCCACCAAGGUGCUAAACAGGCGGUAAAUGGCGUCGGGUAG